UAGGCUAGCAAUAUACAAAUAUUCCCUGUCACUUUUCGUCAUCAUCUCCGAGCUGUCAGUUGAUUGUUAUCUCUUUUUAUUUCUAAAAAUACUUAUUUGGAGGUGGAGAAAAACUUUUCUUUGUGAUUGUGUAUCAAAAUAAAUCGUAAAGUGGCGUGAAUAAACAAAGAACAAUGUCAAAGUUCGAAGAUAAUCCGUUUAGCGAUCCAACCAUAGACAACCCGUUCGCUGACCCUGCCGUGCAGCAAGUAGCACGAAGUACGAACAAUGCGACCCAAGGCCUGGACGACUACAACCCCUUCGACAACCAACAGAAUGCGAAUCAAUCUACGCCACCCCAACAACCCACUCAGCCAGCGAUCAUGCAGGCAGUAUCACCACCAGCAAGCGGACAGUACACAAGACCUUCUCCACCAAUGCAGCAAUCACAAGGCCCUCCACAGAACUUCACCACAGCUGAUUUUCAGAGAAGACAAGAGGAAUUAGAGCGCAAAGCUGAAGAGUUAGCGCGACGAGAAGCGGAGCUGCGCGCAGGCUCUGCCGGCCGGCGGAACAACUGGCCUCCUUUGCCUGCCUUCUGCCCCAUCCAACCAUGCUUCUACCAGGACAUCAAUGUCGACAUACCACUAGAGUUCCAGAGGAUCGUCCGCCAUCUAUAUCACUUAUGGAUGUUCCACGCCCUAGUCCUGUCACUGAACAUCGUCGGGGCGAUGUCGUUAAUGUUCAUCGGCGAGGGUUUCACGAUAUUUGGACUCUCCAUCCUGUUCUUUAUCCUUCUGACGCCGUUCAGCUUCAUAUGCUGGUACCGGCCGAUAUACAAGGCGUUCCGCAGCGACUCCUCCUUUAACUUCAUGGUGUUCUUCUUCAUAUUCCUCGUGCAAAUCAUCAUCACGGUCGUGCAGUCGAUCGGAUUCAGCGGUGGAGGUUCUUGCGGACUGAUUACGAGCCUUUCAGCUUUCAAGCUGAAUGUGGCCGUGGGCAUCAUAACACUGAUGGUGACCAUCGGAUUCAUCACUUGCGUUGUUGCUGACGUCAUGCUCAUGGCUAAGGUGCACCGCAUCUACCGGUCCACGGGCGCGUCGCUGGCCAAGGCGCAGGCGGAGUUCACGACGGAGAUCAUGCGCAACCAGCACGUGCAGACCGCCGCCUCCAGCGCCGCCGCCGCCGCCGUCAACGCGCAGAUCGCCAACGCCAACAGAUAUUAACCGACACUCAAUAUUAUAGGUAUUAUUGUGUUUGGAGAAAGUCGACCUUCUGUUGUGCACAUAGGGAAAAUUAUGCAAUACAUUAUAAUUCAUCACUCAACAUUGAAGAGCUUUUUAUCACAUUCAAAGUUUAUGCAAUUAUAAAAAAUAUUCUGUGUUGCCGUACUUAUUAAAUGUUAAAAUAGUCAAGAAUUUAUUGUUAAUAAAUUGCGAUUUUUUUAAAUGGCAAACGUCGCUCAUAUAUUAUUUUGAGAAUUAUUAAUUCUAAUGCAUUAUGGCUAAUGAACGUUAGCGGACCGGCCACGAUAUUAAACGGCUGUGUGAAUGGUAUUUGUAAUGAAUCAUUUAACUUAUAACUUUUUUAAUGCAUAGAUUUUAAUGUAUAGUGCAACAAGAUAUAAUAAAAAUAGUCUAGAUUUUUUCACGUAAGAUAUACCUUUUAAAGCUUAAUGAUACAUUUAUAAAUGGAAUAUAACAGUAAAUAUCUAUUUUGUCGCACUGUACUUAUAAUAUAGUUGUUUGCGCAUUUUACUAUUGCAAAUAUUUACAUAAGUGAUACCAAGAAAUUUUAGUUUACUGGUAGCUGAAUAGUGGUUCUUUUACAAUGUGAGCUUACAAUCGCUUUAAGGUAAUUCUAUUAAUAUAAUCUGCAAGGGCCAUUAAGUCUAAAACAAAUCAUAUUUGACUUGUAGGCUCAAGAUAUGCAUAUCUUAUUUGCAUUAAGCUGUUAUUGUAAAAUUUUAAUAUAUUUCAGGCAAGGAUAAACAAUGAAAUGUUAUUUAUCACUGCAGUCAUCUUCUGUUUUAUCUCUCGUUAAUGACAUUCCAAAACAGUAGUGUAUAUAUUCUUUCGUAUAUUCAAAUUUGAAAUUAUGUAAUUUUAUCGAUUUCUAGAUAUAAAGCAACCUAAUUGGUGUUGUCUCGUAGUCGUUUUCGGACCAUCGUACCUUGUGUGACCUCUCUUGCCCCGUGUUGAGACUAUUAGAUGCACAAGACUUCAAUUCUAGCGUUUAUUGUAUUGUAUAAAAAUAGUAUAAGGUAUUAUAUAACUAGUCAAUUGACUAAAACUGCUUUGGAAACUGACAAAACCUUUGGUAUACCCGCUUAUGAACUUAUUUAAAGGCGCGAGUCUCGUCUGACUCGUUCGUAGAUAUAUCGAUAUUGUAAUCUGGGCCUAGUAUAAUGUAAAUUAUUUACCAGACCGUCCUUACCCAGAUAAAAUGGUAAGCGAAGGCGUGUACAUUUAUCUAAAUGUUUAAACUGUUUUGUAACGAUUAAGUCAUGUUAUAAACUUAUGAUUAAUAAUAAAUAUAGUUUCAGAAUG
Manduca sexta (tobacco hornworm) is the source of this 2528-nucleotide messenger RNA. RefSeq names its product secretory carrier-associated membrane protein 1 (gene Scamp). Lineage: Eukaryota; Metazoa; Arthropoda; Insecta; Lepidoptera; Sphingidae. Gene Ontology annotation, cellular component: recycling endosome membrane; trans-Golgi network membrane. The transcript is spliced from 8 exons. Gene Ontology annotation, biological process: protein transport. Bases 174 to 1205 code for a protein of 343 amino acids. The record is from RefSeq and is a predicted model, not a curated record.